Messenger RNA from Cetraspora pellucida, 449 nucleotides. NCBI's taxonomy places the organism in Eukaryota, Fungi, Glomeromycota, Glomeromycetes, Diversisporales, Gigasporaceae. The record is from the annotation of a GenBank genome assembly.
AAGGAAAACUUGAAGGUAUCAUAUCGGUAAAAAAGCUUUUGUCAACGAUUGAUCAAGAAAAAUAUUGGUUGGUAGAAGUAGAAAGUAACGAAAAUCCUCCAAUAUGUAAACUAAUUGAAAAAAAGCUCGCAUAUGAAAAAAGAAAAAAGCAAAUCCAAAAUACGAUAGUUACAAAAGAAUUACAAAUGACUUGGAAAGUCGAGGACCAUGAUCUAAUUCACAAGAUUAGUAGAGCUAAAUCUUGGUUAACUAAAGGAUAUAAAGUAGAUAUUAUUAUUUCGAAUAGAGGGGUACAGAAAAAGAAAAGAAUAUUGGAUAGAACUAUUAUGGAUAAAAUAUUAAAUGAGUUGAAAGAUUAUUCUAAGGAAAUUCAGGAACCAAAGUGGACUGGUGGAUCUGUUAUUUUACAGAUUACGGGUAAAGGGGCUGAUUCUGACAAAAUAGAAUAA